Messenger RNA from Macrobrachium nipponense, 480 nucleotides. RefSeq lists its product as uncharacterized. The transcript has a single exon. The record is from RefSeq and is a predicted model, not a curated record. NCBI's taxonomy places the organism in Eukaryota, Metazoa, Arthropoda, Malacostraca, Decapoda, Palaemonidae. Bases 1 to 480 code for a protein of 159 amino acids.
AUGAAGGGCAUUUCCCCACCGCCAGCAAGACCUCGAGAACGACAACCAUAUCCCCCAAGACGACCACCAUGUGAGCCACGAAUUGAUCCAAGAACGAAUCGACCACCUCCACCACAAACUCUUCAACCUUCCCCUGCAGAACACCCCAAACCUCAUCAUUACAUCCCCAACCCCUCAUCCUUUCCCUCCCUCCAACCUCCCAAACCCUCUCCAACCCCCCCGACCCCUAAGUUUAUUCCCUCAACCCCUGCAUCAUCGAUUCCUGCCUUACGUGUUGAGGCAGCAACUCGAACCGAAGAAUCUCCCGACGAAAUCACCGAAGAAAUGUUGACAGAAGGACCCACAUACAGCGAGGCAAUAACCCAGACCGAGGAAAAGCCAGUGAAACAGGUGGAGUGUCAGACCCACAAUUUACCCACAGCGUUUUUCAAGCUCGUGAUGCAUGAGAAAUACACCAACAAGGUUCUUCUCACCAGCUAA